Messenger RNA from Pyrenophora tritici-repentis Pt-1C-BFP, 1376 nucleotides. Its product is annotated as BolA, Stress-induced morphogen. Gene Ontology annotation, molecular function: 2 iron, 2 sulfur cluster binding. NCBI's taxonomy places the organism in Eukaryota, Fungi, Ascomycota, Dothideomycetes, Pleosporales, Pleosporaceae. Gene Ontology annotation, cellular component: nucleus; cytosol. The record is from RefSeq and is a predicted model, not a curated record. Gene Ontology annotation, biological process: intracellular iron ion homeostasis.
AUGGAUCCCCGUCACAAACUCCACAAGACACUCGAUAAUCUUGCCAUCGACCAGAAAACCACAGCCACUAUGAGUGCCAGAACAGAUGGAGAGGCGGCGGAUGUACAGGCUACCUCUGGCGUGACCAUGGAGGGGCUUAAGAAGAAGUUGGAGCAAGGGCUGGGAGCAACAUAUGUUGAAAUCGAGGAUUUAAGCGGCGGAUGCGGACAAAUGUACGAAGCUAUUAUCGUAUCACCACAGUUCGCAAAGAAGACUACAUUGGCACGGCACAGGCUAGUCAAUACAACCUUGAAAGAGGAAAUUGCUGCGAUACAUGCCUGGACCCCGAAGUGUCACACACCGGAAGAGUGGGAGAAGAAAAAGCCACAGUGAAGGACAACGACGACUGCGUGGAUAGGCGAUUUGAGUAACCUAUCAAGUAUGACGAAGUAGCAUGCACCAAAAAUCAUGGUCAUGGCUGCAGUAAAUUGUGGUUUUUUCUUUCUACAACACGUACAUACUCGCUAUACCAAGCGCUCUAGCUGAGCAGCACCCGUAUCUCACCACUGGUACGGGGAAACAUAUCUCUCAACCCGGGCUCCUGAUCCUCGUCUUCUUUCUCUUCGUCAUACGUCAAAUCGUCGGCAGCUAUCAUCUUUGCCUCCACAAGUUCAAAGUCCUCGCAGAAUUUGCUAGCCGCUGCUUCUGUGAUAUCUUGUAUCAUCUGCCUGUUACGCAGCCGUUUGAUGUUCUCGGAUGCGUCGAUGAGUGCAGAUGGAAGGAAUUCAUCCAAUUGUUGGCUGACAGCAACAAGUGCAUCCGGCUUAAAAGCAUCCAGUUCUGGUAUCGUCUUGAGGCUCUCGGGAGUGUCGGUGAUGGUUGCGAGUGCGUCGAGAAGAGUGGCCAGGCCCGACUCUUGGAUCAAGUACUGGUGUUGAUAGGCCGUCAAUUUGGCGACAUUUUCAUCAAUUGUGUCGUCCAUCUCGCUAACCCGCUCUUCAGCAAAGGCAUAUUGUGCAAGGACUUCCUUUGCCGCGAAGAGGCAAUUAAUAGCAAAUAUGGCGCUGUCGGGCUCUUUCAUUCCUUUUUGUAGCUUCUCGCAACCAUCCAAGAAGGGGUCUAAUGCUUCUGCAAGCACAGUCUGAAAUCCUUCGCCGUUAUCAUCCGUUGCAGCAACUGAUGUAUCGUAGCUCUUUGCAAGUACUCUCAGCAUCCGGAGCGCACCUUCCAGAAAUUCCGGCGGAGACAGGUCAGUUGGUGCUAUGACAACAUCGCUUUGUACGUUAACGACAUAGUCUCUCAUGUUGGCACGGAACUGCCGCAUUGCGGAAGAUUCCAAUGUAUCGAACAGAUCUAAGACGUCAGAGUCUGCUCCGACCAGCUUUGUGAAGGUUCCC